Letharia lupina is the source of this 606-nucleotide messenger RNA. RefSeq lists its product as uncharacterized. The record is from RefSeq and is a predicted model, not a curated record. Gene Ontology annotation, biological process: protein O-linked glycosylation via mannose; GPI anchor biosynthetic process. The transcript has 8 exons. Gene Ontology annotation, cellular component: endoplasmic reticulum membrane. Gene Ontology annotation, molecular function: dolichyl-phosphate beta-D-mannosyltransferase activity. The coding region runs from base 1 to 606 and encodes 201 amino acids. Lineage: Eukaryota; Fungi; Ascomycota; Lecanoromycetes; Lecanorales; Parmeliaceae.
AUGUCUUCCAAAGAAAAAUACACGGUCAUUCUACCAACCUACAAUGAAAGAAGGAAUCUACCUAUCAUCACUUGGCUCCUCAAUCGCACCUUCACGGAGAACAAACUUGACUGGGAAAUAAUCAUCGUCGACGACGGCUCCCCUGACGGCACCUUGCAGGCAAACUUGGACUGGGUACUGCAUUUCUCACACCACCCUAAAUUCAUUGCCCCAAUGAUCGAAAAACAGAAGACCGGCGACUACGACAUCGUGACUGGCACUCGAUACAGCGGGGACGGUGGAGUUUACGGCUGGGAUCUCAAAAGGAAGUUGGUUUCUAGAGGGGCGAACUUGUUUGCGGAUACGGUGCUCAGGCCAGGGGUCAGUGAUUUGACAGGGAGCUUCCGGCUAUACAAGAGGGCGGUGCUGGAGAGUGCGAUUGCCCAGACAGAGAGCAAAGGAUACACGUUUCAAAUGGAAUUAAUGGUCAGAGCGAAGGGUAUGGGAUAUAGAGUCGCGGAGGUGCCGAUUAGCUUUGUUGACCGAGUUUACGGAGAGUCCAAGCUAGGUGGAGAUGAAAUCGUUGAGUAUGCGAAGGGAGUUUUGAAUCUCUGGCUGAAGGUCUAA